CCCGGCUCCCAUCCCGGCUGUCCGGCGUUCCCGCAUCACCGCGGCUCCCACAGUGCCACGAGGGAACCCGGUGGCCGAGCAGCUGCCCCCGCCUUUGGGCAGUCCCAGGGGAUGUUCCAGAGCAGUUCCCGGUGCUCCGACCGCGGGGAGGUUUGACCCCUUCUCACUUGCAGCUAUUCACCCGUGAGGGGUGGGGGAUUGUUGCUCCCACUUCCUUGCACAGCUCCUGCUUCCAGGAACCAAAUCCGGGAGCUAGAAGAAAACAGCGAGGGCUCAGAGAUGGAUUCACCAGAACGAGCCACAAUUAGAAGUGAGCAGAAAUCCAGAAAGUUCCUGAAGAGCCUGGUGCGGAAGCAGCCGCGGGAGCUGCUGGUGGUGCUGGGGACGGGCGUGAGCGCCGCGGUGGCCCCGGGGAUCCCGGCCCUGUGCUCCUGGAGGAGCUGCAUCGAGGCUGUGCUGGGAGCAGCCGAGCAGCUGGAGGUGCUGCACCCCGGGGACGUGGCGGAAUUCCGCAGGAAGGUCACCAAAGAGAGGGACCUGCUCGUGGUCGCCCACGAUCUCAUCAGGAAGAUGUCACCGCGUACCGGGGACACGAAGCCCAACUUCUUCCAGGAUUGCUUGAUGGAGGUGUUUGAUAACUUGGAGCAGCACAUCCAGAACCCUGUGGUCCUGCAGUCCAUCCUGAGGCUCAUGGAGAGAGGCACAAUGGUUCUGACCACAAACUAUGAUAAUUUGCUCGAGAUAUUUGGUCAGCAACAGGGCAAACCUAUGGAAUCUUUAGACCUUAAAGAUAAGGAUAAGGUUCUUCAGUGGGCGAGAGGCCACGUAAAAUAUGGAGUUCUUCACAUUCACGGCUUGUACACAGAUCCCUGUGGAAUGGUGCUCGAUCCCUCGGGAUAUAAGGAUGUUACUCAGGAUCCUGAAGUCAUGGAGGUUCUUCAGAACUUGUACAGGACCAAGUCCUUCCUGUUUUUGGGCUGUGGGGAGACUCUGCGUGACCAGAUAUUCCAAGCCCUUUUUCUUUACACAGUAAAGAACAAAGUGGAUUUAGAGCAUUACAUGUUGGUGCUUAAAGAAAACGAAGACCACUUUUUUAAGCUGCAGGCAGACAUGCUGCUGCACGGGAUAAAGGUGGUGUCCUAUGGGGACUGCUUCCAGCAAUUCCCAGAGUACGUCCAGGAUCUCACUGCUCAGAUCUGCAAGCAGAGGAGCCCAGAUGCUGAUCGGGUGGACAGUACAACACUGCUGGGAACUUCAUGUGUGGACUGUGCUAAAAGGAAGUUGGGAGAAAGUGGCACUGACUCUCCUAAGAGGAUCAAGCAGUCAGAUACACCCACUAGUGAAUGAAAAAACCCCAAACACCCAAAGCCCACCCCAGAAGCUUUUUAACAGUAGGUGUUUUACAGCUGCUGCAUGGAAAGUUUUGAGCUGGUAUUUCCAUGGUUUUAAGUGGAAUACAACUGUACAUAUUAGCCUUUCCUUUCUAAAGCUGGAAAUGUGAUGUGUGUGAAGCUGGAGCCACCAGUCACUCCCCUGGCACGGCCAGACCCUCAGGCUGUACCUGCAGGGUCAGAGACAAGCAGGUGCAGCUUCUCUCAAGCCCUUUGGACCAAACUCUGCCCAGGUGCAGCCACAAGAGAGGUAACUUUGGAAUCUGUCAACAAUGCCCUUUGGCACAGCAGCCUUUGAAACCAAGGGGUUUCAGUUCCUUUCCCAUCAGCUGGACUGUGGGUGGGCUGUGGAGGCUGGACUCCAGGGGUCUGUCAGCACAAGGCUGCUUCCAGGCUUCAGAUCCCUAAACCCUGAGGAACAGAAAGUGGUGUUCCAUGGUUAUGGAGCCCACAGCACAGUGACCCACCUGCUUUUCACUUUCAGCACAAGGGUUUGUUUUCCUGAGUCUAGUGAGGCAGGAAGGGCUGUGCCAGUGCUGUAUCCACAGGGACAGCCCUGAGGGCCACAGGGCUCCCUGACCUCUGUGCUGUGGGUUUCUGUGGACAUGUUUUACAUGCUGUUACACCACAGGCUGUGCUGCCCCUUGCCUUGGACAGCAGGUGACAGAGUCCUGCUGCAGUGGAAUGAAGCCCAGUCAGGAUCCAGGGAUGGAUCUGUAGACAAUUCCUGGUGGGGACCUUUGCCUUGGGUUGAACUGCUCUAAGGGUGAAGGUGGGGCACUGCAGCACCUCUUUGCCCCAGGGACUGGUACUUCUCCCACUGGAGCACCACACAGACACAAUUAUUACUUGAGUGGCUUGGAAAAGCUGAUCCCACAGAGGGGCAUAUUCAAGGCUGUUGGUGAUUCCAUUGCCCAGGGCUCUUUUUCUACUUCAUUCAUAACCUUUUUUUUUUUUAAAUGGGAGUAAGAUACUUACUGAAAACCAACCUGUUGACCAUGACAUUACCCUGUUUUGCUCAAGCUGUGUAAUGAAUUUGGAAGGACAUCUCUGAAGGUGACAUACACUCUCUCAAUAAAAUACUUGAAGUAAACUGUACCUGUGUAGCAGCU
Molecule: messenger RNA, 2503 nt
Organism: Chiroxiphia lanceolata (lance-tailed manakin)
Lineage: Eukaryota; Metazoa; Chordata; Aves; Passeriformes; Pipridae
Gene: SIRAL2
Product: family with sequence similarity 118 member A
Exons: 8
Coding region: 280-1347 (355 amino acids)
Source: RefSeq, a predicted model, not a curated record